Messenger RNA from Cucurbita pepo subsp. pepo (vegetable marrow), 1630 nucleotides. Its product is annotated as protein TIFY 8-like. NCBI's taxonomy places the organism in Eukaryota, Viridiplantae, Streptophyta, Magnoliopsida, Cucurbitales, Cucurbitaceae. Gene Ontology annotation, cellular component: nucleus. Gene Ontology annotation, biological process: regulation of jasmonic acid mediated signaling pathway; regulation of defense response; response to wounding. The record is from RefSeq and is a predicted model, not a curated record.
UUUUUUUUUUUCUUUUCACAAAUCUUUAAUUUCCCUCUCUUUCUUCCUCCUCUUCUCUCUCUCUGUUUCAGAGCGUGCGAUGGGUGCCAUUUUAAUGGAGUGGAUGAACUGCUCAUAAAUGGCUCACCACACUAUGCUAACCAAUGACCACACCGAUUCCAACAAAGCCUAUGUUCAUACAAAUUCCACUGACCCACAUCCACAAUCAUCUCCCAAUCCAAUUUUCCAUGAUUUCUUAGGCAUGAAAAACCCCUCUGAUUCUCCUCUGGGUUUUUCUCCCCGGACGGCGGCGGAUUUGCGGCCGUCCGACCCAUCUCCCGCUGCCUCCGCCUCCCGCGGCCCUUCCUCUAGCGGCGGUCGUGGCCCCAUCUCUACUACCUCAGAUCUUGCUUCUGACCGACAGGUCGGGAGUCAUCUCGAAGGCGUUCCAUUCUAUGGCUCGAGGGGCGAUAUGUCUACAACGGAGAUUCAUAAUAGGAUCAUAGGGAAUAAGAGAAGUAUGUCGGAUUCUGUUUUUAUCGGGUCGUAUCGAGAUGGAGUUCCACACAUGGCUUCCGAGUCGCAUUUGAUGAAGACAUUACGAAAUGGAGCAGGCAGGGAGCUUAACCGAAGAGCCAACGACGAUGAAGUGACGCUUGGAAUGCAGCAGCCAAUGAGGCCGAGCGCUGCGUCGGUUAUCUUUCAACCUCAUAUCGGAAGUGGUAGUAGACUCGAUGCUGAUGUUACCAAGUGGGAGAGAUCCACGCUUAUGAACAUCGGUCCUGCUCCAGCCGUACAGUACUCUCCCCGUGGGACGAGUAUGCCGUUUUCCCCUCAGUUACAUACAAAUAGAUUCAGAGAUGCCAAUGCCAUUCCUCCAAAUAUAUCUCAAUCAGCUGCAGAUGAGGGAUCUCGAACUGGAAUCAAAGGUCCUGGAAUCUUGAGUUCGAGUUAUCCCGGUGGUGGAACCUCCGAACGGAACUCAUCUAUCCUGCUCCCGAGCUGCAGCUUGCAAAAGCCCGGGACUAAUAUCGCCGAGCACGAAUCCUCUAUGCCUUCAAGUCGACGUGGUCUUGUAUCUGCUGAUCGGCAGAUGACGAUAUUUUAUGGCGGUCAAGCUCAUGUCUUUGACGACGUUCAUCCAAACAAGGCCGAUGUUAUAAUGGCCUUAGCCGGGUCAAGCGGGGAUCGUGGUCAGCUAACUAUGCAACAAAAUCAACUGCUUGGCCAGUUAACGAAAGCGAAACUCCAAACGGAGAACUCGACAUCGGUAUGGCAAGUGACACCACCUCGUCAUUUGCCAAAGAAGCUCGUAGAAAGCUGUGUUGCCGGGAGUUCAGCUCCCAUAGCCAGCUCGGUCGAGAGAGUCACAGCAUCAGCAGGAGCUGGUAAGGAUGUUAGAAACCAAGUUCAAGCUGCUGCUGAUUCAAGUGCGGAGAAGAAGAGAGAGUUGUGAUAUUCGUUCCCCGACUCAAACGAAUGUUUCGAAAUGCAUCAAAGUCAGCUGUUGUAAGGCAUUUCUCGUGGCGCCCGUCCUUGUUUCGGUACUUUUUAGCUUCGAUAUUUGUUGUAUUUUCUUACCGUUUUGUUUCGAGGGGAGGGGAUUCGAGGUUUAAACUUGAUGAGCAAUGGAAAUGAAUUCCCUUUCUUU